Molecule: messenger RNA, 1509 nt
Organism: Cyphellophora europaea CBS 101466
Lineage: Eukaryota; Fungi; Ascomycota; Eurotiomycetes; Chaetothyriales; Cyphellophoraceae
Exons: 2
Coding region: 1-1509 (502 amino acids)
Biological process (GO): nucleotide-excision repair, DNA gap filling; DNA synthesis involved in UV-damage excision repair; DNA strand elongation involved in DNA replication
Cellular component (GO): nucleus; delta DNA polymerase complex
Molecular function (GO): DNA-directed DNA polymerase activity
Source: RefSeq, a predicted model, not a curated record
AUGACUGACUUCAAGACCCAUCUGGCAAGCGAGCUCGUCUCAGAGCAGAAAACAGUCUCUUACCGAACGCUCUCCCGCGCAGUACGAGUGCAUGCCAACGUCGCGAAAUGCAUGUUGUUUGAAUUCUAUGAGGAGCAGACUAAGAGGAGACCUGGGAGUGUAUAUGCCACAUAUCUGCUAUCCGGCACCAAGAGACGCGUGGAAGCCCCGAACGGAAUCACGAAGUCCAAUGGCAAACCCGAUGAGGAUCAACCCAUGCCCUCAAGUCCACCGAUUCCAUCUAGCUCGAUGGUUGACCCGUCGCAGCAAGAAAGCAUCACAGCUGAGCACGAAGACGUGAAAGUGAGGACUGUCACGUUGGUUCGAGAGGAAAACCUAGAAGAGGUAAAGCGAAGUUACGAAGCCAUAUCAUCGAUACAUAUCUACAGCCUCUCACCAGGGAAAAUCCCAGAUCUAGUCGAACUGACUGAUCUUGGGCGGGGUCUAUAUACGGAUGUGUUCGCAAAAGAGGAUCCUUUGACGAGCAACAAGACCUACGGAGUGAUUCAGAAUCCCCUGGUCCGGCGGCGAAAGGGAAAACGCCCAAUCGUCCCAACCGCAGCGUCCUCCAAGUUCCAGGCAGUUAAGGACGUCAAGCCCGCCAGUACUGUCAAGGAAGCGCCCAAACCCGCAGCUAAAUCGGGUGGCAUCGCUGCUAGCUUCAACAAGUCUACGCCGACCCUCAAGAAAGAAGAAACUGCCUCCCGGCCCUCAUCUCGUGAUAGUACAUCUACGUCUGCCUCGAAGCCAACGCUGAAACGUGAUGCAUCCGACAUCUUCAAGGCCUUCGCCAAGGGCAAGACGAAGAAGGACGCCGCCAAAAAUUCACAGGACGCAGACACGCCGAUGUCCGGUCUCGGUGACGACGAUGACGAGGGUGAAUCAGAGGAAGAGGCCUUGUUUCUAGACACGGGCAAGAAGCAGGCCGCCAAAAAGCGCACGAGCGAAGUGAAGAAAGAGCGAGACGACAAGGCCGCCAAGCUGCGGAAGAUGAUGGAUUCUGACGACGAGGAAACGAAGCCACCGAUAUCUGAGGCCGCAGCAGCUCCGGCCGAGGAGGCCCCUGCAGCAGUCGAGGCCGAAGAGAAGGACCCUGACGCUGUCGAGUGGUCCGAAUCCGAUACCGAGGCAACGAAGCCGAAGAGGGCAGCGCAAGAACCGGCAGAGCCUGAGGGCGAGAAACGUCGUCGUGGCAAGAGGAAGGUGACGAGGAAGCGCACCAUGAAGGACGAGGACGGCUAUUUGGUCACCAAGGAAGAGGAGGUGUACGAAAGCUUCAGCGAAACGGACGACGAGGGGUCAAAGCCGAAAGCGAAGCAGGCGUUUGGCGGAUUCGGUGCCAAGGGAGCAGCUAGUCAGGGCAGCAAGGGCAGCCAGAAACCCGCUGCUGGUGGCGGGAAGAAGGCAGGUGGUGGUGGCGGCGGGGGCAGUGGGAAGAAGGAUAUCAUGAGCUUCUUUGGCAAGAAAUAA